AUGGCGUUCGCAUCCCUUCGUAACUCCCUGCUCCCUUCACCGACUCGCCUCAUUCGUCCGACCAUGGCAUUCUCCCACCAAGCUCGCCCAUUCUCUUUCUCCUCAUACCUGGUGACUCCCAAAGAGCUGGACACCGCUCUCAAGAAGAAUCCCCGCACGAAGAUCGCAACUUCACCCCGGGUGGUUCCGCUAUGCGCUGCCUGGUUCAUGCCGAACGACCCUGAGGGUCGCAAAGGAAUUGACGUCUUCCGCAAGCAUCGCAUACCGCAGGCCCGGUUCUUCGAUCUGGACGAAGUCAAGGACCAGGACUCGCCCUACCCGCACAUGCUCCCCACCGCCGAGACCUUCGCCGAGGCCAUGGGCGAGCUCGGGAUCCGGCGCGACGACGAGAUUGUGGUUUACGACUCCGAGGAAGUCGGCAUCUUCAGCGCCCCCCGUGUCGGCUGGACCCUACGAGUCUUCGGACACCCCCGAGUCCAUGUCCUCAACAACUACAGACUGUGGGUUCGCGAAGGAUUCCCCACGGAGACCGGGGAGCCAUUCCAGCCCAAGAAGACCAACUACCCGGUGCCGACCUACGACUCCAAGCUGGUGAUCCCGUACCGGGAGCUGAAGGAAAUCGCCAAGGAGCACAGGAAGGAGGGCGCGAAGGAAGUGGAGAUCCUGGACGCACGAUCGUACGGCCGCUGGGCGGGAACCGAUCCAGAGCCGCGCCCGGGGCUAUCGUCGGGUCACAUUCCUGGCUCCCAAAGCCUGCCUUUCCAGGAACUGCUGGAUCCCGAGACUAAGACCUAUCUCCCGGCAUCGGAGCUACGCAAGAUCUUCGAGAGCAAAGAUCUAGAUACGUCCAAGUCUAUCAUUAGCUCUUGUGGCACUGGUGUGACGGCGACGAUCAUCGAGACCGCAUUAGCCGAGGCAGAGUUUGGUGAACCCAACCUGCGGAGAGUAUACGACGGCAGCUGGACUGAGUGGGCGCAACGGGUCAAGCCGGAAGAGGGUCUGAUCAAGAAGAAAACCAUGUCGGCCGGACGCAAGGUCUUCCACUGUGCCGUGGAUGAGACGGCCUUAACCACCAACAUCAGCGAAAUAAAAAAAUGGACCACCAACGGCGCCAUCACACUCAUCGUCCCUCUUUACACCCUUGAACGCCUCCACGGCCUGAAGAGAGCCGGAUCUCAGGUCGCUAUCAACGCCCGGGAGGCGGUGCGUUUUCUCGACCGCGUCACCUCCGGCAAGGACAACAUUGCCGCCGAACGAAUCAUCCUGCAGGGUCCGAUGGAGCAGUAUGAAACCUGGGCAGAGGCCGAGAAGUACUUUCUGCCCGAAUUCGAGGAGGAGCCGGACACUGCCCCCGGAGCUCCGGACGGCCAGGUGGCGCAGAGGAACCGUGAGGAUAAAAGCAAGGACAACAAGAAGAACAGCCCUGCCCCGGAUGACCUGUCGCAAAUGCUUCUCAACAAGCUGAACUUCAAGAAAGAAUCGGACGCCGUCUCGCUCACCUCCAACGGCACCCACAGCGCUCCGGCAUCCCGUCCGUCCUCCAGGAGCUCUCGCACCAGCCCCGAGUGCACGAACUCCCAUGUCAUUGCGAACGGCGUGGCGAAGGACGGCAAAGCGAAGCCCGAGAGCGGACAUCGCCGAUCUGCAUCUGGAUCCACGAUCCCGACAGUUCCCCUGAUGCUCCGGCCCCUGCUCAGCGCCCUUCUCUGGCGGCUGCACAACGGCCCGGACGCAUCCAAUGCCGCGAAGACUUGUAUUCUUAUUACAAACGAUCACCCCACCCAGGUGUGGGCGCAGAAAUUCGGCAUCGGCGUCAAGAAUAUCCAUCAGCUGCGGACUUCCAUCCAGUACGAGGAGCGGGAGUACAAGAACCGGUGCAAGUAUGUGGAAAAGACCCAGAUCCCGGCCCCCGAGCCCAAGACGAUCCUUGCCUACGAGGAAGAGAGUGACGAGGAUGAGCUGGUGUUUGUGCCCCGCGGUCGUGGCAAAGGCGCAGUGGCUCGAGGGGGAGGCUCGCGCGGCGGCACCACUCGCAAGCCGGCUCCGCCCAAGCCCGUCGCCCCGCCCGUGGAGGCUGCGAUUGAGAUUCCGUCGCAGCCAAUCGACCCCAACUCCUUCAGCCGGUCGCUUGGCGCGAGCAAGCAGGCGCCCACGGUUGAUCUGAGCACUCAGUCCGGGGCAGCACGGGGCAUGGCGGGAGCGUCGCGCAACUACUCAAACAGUCGGCGCGGGGCGUCGCGCGGGCCGUCUCGCGGCAACGGCCGGGGUCGUGGCAAGCUCUGGGUUCCUUGA
Aspergillus heteromorphus CBS 117.55 is the source of this 2292-nucleotide messenger RNA. RefSeq names its product thiosulfate sulfurtransferase. Gene Ontology annotation, cellular component: mitochondrion. Gene Ontology annotation, biological process: transsulfuration. Gene Ontology annotation, molecular function: thiosulfate-cyanide sulfurtransferase activity. The coding region runs from base 1 to 2292 and encodes 763 amino acids. The record is from RefSeq and is a predicted model, not a curated record. NCBI's taxonomy places the organism in Eukaryota, Fungi, Ascomycota, Eurotiomycetes, Eurotiales, Aspergillaceae. The transcript is spliced from 4 exons.